GACGCCACGUGGCACCCAGAAAACUAUAAAGAACUCCUCUCUUUCUCUCUCCCUUCUUUCGUAAGAAGCCGUGGCGGUGUCCGCCCCAAUUUAAAACCCAUCGAGGAGGACAGCCAGAGGGCUAUCUUUAGUCGGGCUGCGAGUUUUCGAUCGAGAUGACGGAUACGACGGUGAAGUUUGGGCUACUGGUAAGCAUGUUCCAGGCGAUGCUCCGUGACCGGACCGCCGCCAAGAAGCGGAAGCGGUUCCGGACGUUCUUGGACCGGGUCUACACCGGCCGCGAGUACUUCAGCGCCGUCCGCCUCAUCCUUCCGGGCCUCGACCGCGAGCGCGGCACCUACGGCCUCAAGGAGUCCACCCUCGCCACUUGCGUCGUUGACGCCCUCGGCCUUGCCAAAGACUCCCCCGACGCCCUCCGCCUCGUCAAUUGGCGGAAGGGCGGCGCCAGAUCCGGUGCUAAUGCCGGAAAUUUCGCCCUCAUUGCCGCCGAGGUGUUGCAACGUAGGCAGGGGAUGGUUUCUGGCGGACUUACAAUCAGGGAGCUUAACAAUUUGCUUGAUCAAUUGGCAUCAACAGAAAAUAGGGGGGAAAAGGCUGUGAUUCUGUCAAGUCUCAUCAAGAAAACAAAUGCGUUGGAGAUGAAGUGGAUUUUGAUGAUCAUCUUAAAAGAUUUAAAGCUGGGAAUUAGUGAAAAGAGCAUAUUUCAUGAAUUUCAUCCUGAUGCUGAAGAUUUGUUCAAUGUCACCUGUGACCUUAAAUUAGUAUGUGAAAAGCUGAAAGAUCACACUCAACGACAAAAGAAACAGGAUAUAGAAGUCGGAAAACCUGUUAGACCACAGUUGGCUAUGAGAGUCGGUGAUGCAACAACUGCCUGGAAGAAGCUUCAUGGGAAGCAUGUUGUUGUUGAGUGUAAAUUUGAUGGUGACCGCAUUCAAAUCCACAAAAAUGGAGAGGAAAUACACUUUUUUUCAAGGAACUUCCUCGAACACCCUGAGUAUGCACAUGGCAUGUCGAAUGUUAUUGUACAGAACAUACUGGUUCAGAGGUGUAUAUUGGAUGGUGAAAUGCUGGUUUGGGAUAUGGCUACUCAACAUUUUGCAGAAUUUGGUUCAAAUCAAGAGAUAGCAAAGGCAGCAAAGGAAGGAUUGGAGAGCAAUCGCCAGUUGUGCUAUAUUGCUUUUGAUAUUCUCUAUGUCGGAGACACUAGUGUGAUUCAUCAAAGUCUGACGGAGCGACACAGUCUCCUGCAAAAAGUUGUAAAACCCGUGAAGGGACGCCUAGAAAUAUUGGUUCCUGAUGGAGGCAUUAACGAUCAUCGUCCGCCGGGUCAACCUUUCUGGUCUACUGUUGCUUACAAUGUGGAAGAUGUGGAGAGGUUUUUCAAAGACACCAUUGAGAACAGAGAUGAGGGAAUUGUGCUGAAGGACCUUGGGUCCAAAUGGGAACCUGGUGAUCGGAGUGGAAAAUGGCUGAAGCUGAAACCUGAUUAUAUACAUGCCGGUUCAGACCUAGAUGUUCUUAUUAUUGGUGGUUACUUUGGGUCUGGACGUCGAGGAGGAGAGGUAUCUCAGUUUCUAGUAGGUCUUGCGGAGCUUUCAGAUCAUACUAGCUAUCCAAAACGAUUUAUUUCAUUUUGUCGAGUUGGUAGUGGGCUCUCUAAUGAUGAAUUAAAUGCUCUAGUUGCCAAGUUGAAACCUUAUUUCAGGAAAAAUGAGUACCCAAAGAGAGUACCACAUUUUUAUGAAGUUACAAAUAAUUCAAAGGAGAGGCCAGAUGUCUGGAUUGAGAGCCCUGAUAAAUCAAUUGUUAUCUCUAUAACUAGCGACAUCCGAACAGUUAAAUCAGAGGUGUUUGCAGCACCAUAUGGUCUAAGAUUCCCUCGAAUUACUCGGGUGAGAUAUGACAAGCCAUGGUAUGAGUGUCUUGAUGUGCAAUCAUUUAUAGAACUGGUUCAAUCGAGCAAUGGAAAUACACGGAGGGCAGAUGAUGCUGGCUUGCAAAAUGAAAAUCCAAAACACACAAGAAACACAAGGAGAGGAGAGAGGAAGAAGGUGACUGUGGUCCCGGCUCAUUUUAUCCAAACUGACACCUCAGAUGUUAGGGAGGAGACCUUCAUAUUUGCAAACAUGGUGUUUUACUUUGUCAACAUUCCUCCUUCCUACUCUGUGGACUACUUUCACAAAGUAGUGGUUGAAAAUGGGGGAACAUUCUCCAUGAAUCUUAAUGACUCAGUAACUCACUGCAUUGCAGCUGAAAAGAAAGCAGGAAUUAAAUACCAGGCAGCAGUUCACCAUGGAGAUGUCAUUCACUAUUCUUGGGUCUUGGAUUGUUGCAAACAAAAGCGGCUUCUUCAUCUGCAACCUAAGUACUUCCUGUUUUUUGCCGGUCCUUCAAGGAAAAAGAUUCUGGAGGAAUUUGAUGCAUUCUCAGAUCAUUAUUACUGGGAUCUCGACGUCACAGACAUCAAACAGAUAUUCAGCAAUAUUGUUGGAUUAGAAAGUUCCGACAGGGUAGAGUAUUACAGGAAGAAGUACUGUCCAGUGGAAAGUUUGUGCUUAUUUCGAGGUUGUUGCAUUUACUUCUUUAAAGCACUGCCUAUCAUAAAUACCGAUUGCAAGGAAGUAUCAGAGCUUGCAUUGAGGAGAAUGAGACUUGAAAUAACAAUGCAUGCUGGUGAAGUUUGUGACAGCCUUACGCGUGCUACUCAUUUGCUAGUCUAUUCGACAAAUGAAAGCUAUAACUUUGAUCACUUAUAUAAGAGCUUUCCACUUAUACAUAGACAUCUUCUGCAUAGCAAGAAGUUACACAUAGUGAGAUAUCAAUGGCUGGAAGAUUCUGUGAAGAAGGCCAAGAAGCUGCCUGAGGAUCCUUAUAAUUUGAAUCCCGAUUCCUUGGAAGAUCUGGAAGUUGAUAACAGUGAGCAUGGCCUUCCUGCUUCAACCAGUAACAUGGAGAACCAGAGUGUCUCAACAUUGCUUGAUAAAUAUGAAACUGGAAAAAGAGCGAGACCUAUACAAAGAAACACAGGGAAGGGAAAUCCAAGAUCGACUAGACGUAUGCGAGCAAGAAUUGGAAAUCGACCUGCAAAAAUAGAUAGAGAGGAAUCAGUGAGCAGCGAUUCGGCAGUAGUAACUGGUCGAGAAGAAGCUCUGGAGUCGAGAAAAUACAAUAAUAUAAUGGGUGAGGGUGAGAGUGCCAAUGAUAAUACGAGGAUCGAGGGUGAGAGUGCCAAAACAUGUGAAUCACUUGGAGGUACACUUGUUUGGGGUCAGACUGGGUCUGAAGAUAUGCAUCCAGCUGAACUGCACAAAAAGAAAGACAGUGAUGUAGGAUCAGAUAGCAUGCAUGUGAUAGAAGACCGCUUAGGGGAAGGCGAAAAGUUGGAGCAGAUGGUAGAUCCAUUGCAUGCUAUGUUACUAGAUAUGGUACCAAGUCUCAGCCAGAGAAAUGUGGAAGGCGAGAGUUGCAGUCUUGGAGGUGAGAAACAGCAGCAGCAAGAUAUCAAUGCCAAUCCAGUGAAGAAGGUUGAUGGUGAGAAGGAGAAGCUAAACGUUGAUGCAAAUCCAGUAAAGAAGAAGGUGAGUUACAAGGAUGUUGCUGGUCAGCUCCUCGAAGAUUGGUGAUCCUAUUUUGGUAUCUCAUUGUGUGUGCAUUAACGUAGGUUGGCACCAUCACUUGUACAUUAAUUUAUAUGCUUAUUAAUUUAGUUUAUACUAUUUGUUGACUUAUGGAUAAGUCUCUUGCAAACUUAUAGAGUUCCGAGUUUAUGAAUGGAUUUGUUUCGAAUCGAAGUAUGAAACUUCUUUACAGAUCAA
Musa acuminata subsp. malaccensis (wild Malaysian banana) is the source of this 3815-nucleotide messenger RNA. Lineage: Eukaryota; Viridiplantae; Streptophyta; Magnoliopsida; Zingiberales; Musaceae. The record is from RefSeq and is a predicted model, not a curated record.